Molecule: messenger RNA, 6250 nt
Organism: Osmia lignaria (orchard mason bee)
Lineage: Eukaryota; Metazoa; Arthropoda; Insecta; Hymenoptera; Megachilidae
Gene: Slmap
Product: Sarcolemma associated protein
Molecular function (GO): protein binding
Source: RefSeq, a predicted model, not a curated record
AUUGAAUUUUUAAAAUAAUCACAUUAAUCAAGAUUUAAUAAAUAAAAAUAAUACAUAUUUUAUAUAAAAACAAAAUGGGCGCCAGGCAACUAAUUGCAAUUUAGUUACCUUAUUUCAAAUAGAUUUAACACGUCGUCGCGUUGCGUUUUUUGGUACCAUUUAUGAAAUAUUUUCGUUCUUUAAGUAAAUAAUUAAAGUCUAUUUUUAAACAAUACUUGAGUAAUAUACAAUUUUAGAUUUAAGAUUGUUAAAAAUUUUUUAAAUAGAUGAAUGUUUCUUUUAUAUCUUUAAUACAGGGUCAUUUCUAGAAGGUUUUCUUUUUACGUUGAUAUUUUUAUCCUCUUUUGUAAGUUAUCCGAGUUAAACGAUGUGUAAAGCAAUAUCCAUUAAUACCUGAGAGGAAAUGUAUUUUUUAUAGCAUGCUUGUAUUUUGAAGACAAAAGUAUAAAAAGUCAUUUUACUUAGAAACGAGACUUAACAAAAAAAAGUAAUGCUACUGUCAGUUUUAUGUUCGCAUAAAAGUAUUAAAUCAUUUUGUUUUCUUAUAUUGAAACAUUGAGUUUCCACCAAUAUUAAAUAGUAGUUUUCAUGAUCGUUUGAAAAUGCGCGUAUCAAAAUAUUAGUGCUUAUUAUGAAUUCUUGUUACGAUGAAUUUAUUUAAUUAUAUAAAAACUCUAGCGAAAAAUGUCUAUCUAUCAAGUAUUUUUGAUGAUGAUGUAGUAACUUUGAAUUUGAUACACCGUUGUAUUCGUAUAUGACUGUACUGCCGCCGGUCGAUAAACAGCGAAACGCGGAACUGAAAAGCACCGAGUUAAAGGAACGUGGACUACUUGUAUCUCAAUACAGUAAUGCUAUACUUCGAGAACAAUAUUUUUGGUCUUUAUCAAGUUGAUUGCAAUAUUAUUCGAUUCAUUGCGUUCAAGUAUUGUCGAUUACGUAUCACGUGUCGUAUACUUUUCUAAUAAACUUCCUUGAAUGUAACAACGAAGACUUUAAAGUGCAAGGAAAUUUGUGCGAAGGACGAAAGUGUGAAAGCGUACGUUCACCGCUACUUGCGCAAAGAAACAUAUCUGUUGGCUACUUUCAGUGCAUUCGAAAGAUUUAAGUUGAAUUGUUUGUUGAAGAAAAAGCUGACGUGAUUAAUUAAAAUUUCAAAGAAUGUUCUGGAUUGAUGAACACAGAACUGUAACAAUUGUACGAGAAAUUUCAUGAAAAAUAUAUAUAUACAUAUGUAUAUAUAUUAAAAAAAAAAUUAAAAAAGAAAAAAGUACACCUAGAAGACUGAUGGAAUAGCAACGGAAUUUCUUUAAUUGCAGAAACAUGUGAAUUCGUAUCUGAUGAUUCGUUGAAGUUGACAAAUAUUCCGUUCCCAGAACAUCGAAGUACCGCCCUGGUGAUUAAAUUGUAGGAUUGGGUGUGAAUGCUAACUUUCGUAAUAAACUGAUACAUCAGACAAUGUUCAAUGACAUUAAAACGCGUAAUUUUUGCUUUCCGAACUCCCCUUUCUUUGGUGUGUGUUAAUUGUUAAUUAUUAAGUUUUUUUUUAUACAUGUUUUAAAGUGUGCUCAAAAGGAUUUGUUAUCGUUUGGAUUUUACAUCGGCUAUGGUUGUAGCCAGUGGUGGGUGGGUACAAAAUGCCAGUAUUCCUGCCAAUCAGAAUAAUUCCAACCUGAAUGUAAACACUGCGCAAAAUAACAAAAUGACAGCAAAAGGUAUCUUAAUUUGCCGUGACAAUUCUCAUCCUUUUCAAGAUCGUAUGUUGUCAUUAGAACAAGCUGUUAAAAUUGGUCGUUCCGUAGCACGUGCCAGAGCUACUCCGAACAAUGCAAUUUUUGAUUGUAAAGUAUUAUCUAGAAAUCAUGCGUUAUUAUGGUAUGCUGGUGGAAAGUUUUUUUUGCAAGAUACACGUAGUAGUAAUGGAACAUUUGUUAAUAAUCACAGACUCAGUCCGGCUGGUUUAGAAUCAGCACCUAAAGAAGUAUGUUCAGGCGAUAUAGUGCAAUUUGGAGUAGAUGUGGUAGAGAAUACAAAAAAAGUUACGCACGGAUGUAUAGUUGCAACAUUAAAAUUAUAUUUGCCAAAUGGGAUAGAGGCUAAAGCUAGUCUUAGUACAUCGGUCACAUCGCCGGUUAAUAAUGUUUCUCUGGAGGAUUUAUACAAGUUAAAUCAAGUUAUGCAAGAAGCUUCUAGACGCGAGAAGGCGCUUCAUUAUAAGUUAGAAUACCUUCAACAGCUUGUAGAAAAAACUAGAAAAGCUGCUGAUCAGUCUUGGAAAGCGUUAAUAACAGAGGAUCGAUUAUUGUCUUGGGUAGAGACUAUUGAAAGUCAGUUGGCUGUAUAUUCUGAAAAUUACAAAGAGGAUGCGAUCAGAAGCGAAUUAGUGAAACUUCAGGAAGAAAAAGCACAAUACCAAAAUGCAGCAAAGGAGGCAUUGCAUAAAGUAUUUUUAGAAAAAUUAGAGGUAGCUGUAACGUUAUAUCAAACGCAAGCAUGUUUGAGUAAAACAGAAGGGGAGUGUCAAAGUCUGCAUAACGUAGCAAAAUUUGCUCAAAGCGAAUUGCAGGAAGUAUGUAGUAAAUAUACAGAAGCGCAAAAAAAGCUUCAAGAAACUACAAACAAGUUGGAAGAAUGUGAGAAUAAAAUGAAGGAUACAGUACAAAAUAUGGAACAAGAAAAACGUGAACUUGUAAAAAAACUUGAACAUCAAGCUCAAAUUGAGAAAAAUUUGCAGGCAAGGUUACGUGAUUCUCGAUUAGAUUCUGUUAAUAUAUAUAAACAAAUCACUGCCCUAAAAAAUUACAUGCAAAUUUUACAAGACAUGAAUUCAAAAUUAGUAACAAGUAGCAUGAUGGAUUCAAAGGACGAAGACAAUCCUAUUAAUAUUAUCCUAAAUGAGUUGAAUUCGAUUCAUAUUGAUAAUGCCGAGCUCGAUGCGGAAACUAAUCUUUAUCCUUUAAAGGAUGAACAAGAUAAUCAAAUUAAUUCACAAGAUAAUGAUUCGGUUCAGUUGAAAAAUUCUGAUCUUAUCUUUUCAAAAGAACAGUUGGACGACUCGUUGAGUGAUAAUGAUAAUUUAACAGAAUAUAUUUUACUACCAUCCUCUCGAAGAACGUUGGUUAAUGGAAAUGGAAAUGGAAAUGUAAAUAUAAAUCUAGAUAAUUCAGAUAGCAAUUUAGAAUCUGAUACUAAUUCAGAUGCAACGGAUGAUACAUGCAGUAUUACUAGCGACGAUACAAGUGAAAAAUCUGUUAUAGAAGUUAAAAAAGAAGAAGAGGAAGAAGAAGAAGAUGAAGAAGAAGCUGCUAAGGCAAGAGAAGAAAUUUGUCUACCUUAUAUAUCGGAAGUUAAAUUUUCAUCCGAGGAUAGUGACAAACAAGCAGCUUUUCGUUAUUCCGAAAUUGUAGGAAAAUUAAUUGAAAGCGAAGUAACGGUUGAAAGAAGCGUCGAAAGUAUGAAUAACGUUAAGAUUUUGAACGAACCCGUCUCAAAAACGAAAGAGCUUCUUUCCGAAGGUGAGAAAAAAGGUGAAACGGAUAAAGAUGAUAACGAAUUGGAUGAAGAGCUCUCCUGUGAAGGAGAACAUUUGGAAGGAGAAUACGUUAAAACAUUGAAACCAUUGUCGAAAAAUGAUAGUAGUCAAAGUAUACAUACGAGAGAAUACGUAUUACAAACAUUAAUAGGCUCAUUGGAUUCUUUAAAGGCUGAAGAUGAUUUUGAAUCGCAACAAGUUAUUAAGAAAGAGUUGGAAUGUCUGAAGGAUUGGUUAAUCUGUGAACCUCACGAAGAUGUUAUCGGAAAAUUAAAAGAACUUUAUUAUCGUGCUAAAAACGAAGCUCAAAGGAUUCAAGAACUCCACGAAGAAUUAGUUAUCUUAAAAGAGAAAUAUAAUAUACUUAUCGAAGAAAAAACUGACCUCUCUAAAAAGUAUACAACCCUAAAAGCACAAUGUGGUGAUUUGUUAAAUACAACUUAUACAGUACCGAUACACUAUGUAGCACCCAUUGUCAUUAUGUUAAUAUGGAUGCUGCUAGAAAAGUUUUUUUAAUCUUUCUUUCUCCUCUUUUUGUAUAUACCUUUUACGAUUAAUUAAUAUUGUAUUGUAAUUAAUAUUAAUAUUGUAUUUCUUUCUUUAUCGCUAGUUUGUUAAAAAGCUUCUGAGUAAACGGAAUAAAAGAAAUCGAGUGGUGUGUAAUUUCAACAAAUAAAUUUUUAUAUGGACAAAAUAUUGAGAACUGCAUUACAUAAUAUAUAUUUUUUCGAUACGCGGUUGUUGAAGCAUCGAUCUCGAAAAAUUCUGAGAAUAAAUUACAAGAGAUAAAGCAAAGAUUCAUCGUGUUACCAUUUCAAACGAGGAACCAAAAUCAAAUGAACAAGACAGAUUUGUAGCAAUAAAUGUGUAAAUAGAAAAAAAUUUUAGGCUAGGAGAAAUGUAUUAGAAAACGUAUAGACAAUACCAGGUAAAAUGUUCAACAUGCUGCCAAUCCGAAUAUCAUAUCUUCUUUAAAAAUAUCAAGCACUGCACGCCCAACAAAACUCAAAUAUAUUAUUACAUAGAUUAUAAAUAACGUUUAUAUGCAAAAAUCGAUUUUUAUAAGAGCUCGUUGAUAUAUCUAAUACCUUGAUCAAUUUUCUUCUAAUAUUUCUCUUAGAAUUAGUCCAAUUGAAUUUAGAUUUGUAUUCGAUGAGGAAUACUCGAUACAUAUUUAAUUAAUUGGAAAUUAUUUGUGUUCAAUCAGUCAAUAUUGAUUUCUUUCAAGUUUCUCUUUCUUUUUUCCUUUUUCUUUAAUAUUAUAAAUUCCUACAAAAUCGGAAAAAGAUUAAAAAAGAGAAGCUAAGAUUAAAGAAAUCAAAUUACCAUACUUUUCGAUUGAUAAUUAUAUAUUAUAAUUACAGUUAUAUUUGUUUACGGUUUAGCUGUAAAUUCGUUGAAACAAUAUCAUGUUAAUAUAAAUCAAUCAUAAAUUGCAUUCUUUUUUUUACGUAUACAUAUAAUAAAAUGUAUCAAAAGUUCUUGGACAGAAAUUUUUUUUCUUUUUAGCAGGUGUGAACAAAUUAUUAGAUCUAAUUACAAUAUUAUCGGCGGUUCUAACAUCACUUUUCGACGAUCUUGGCUUUAUUUUCUAGAAUAAAUAUUUUAUUAAAAAAUAAAUUUUCUGUUUUACCAAAUGAUAGGAGACUUCUGUCUCUUUCAAGCUAUCAUUAUUUCUUUCUUCAAAAUUGAUUAGAGUAAAAGUUGAGCUUUUCACUGAACUAUUUCACAAAUAAAGGAAAAAAGUGUGCAUCUCCAGUUUUUUUUUGCAAAUCAAUUGAAAUUCUCCAUAAUUUAGAUAAAAUUCAAAGUAAGUUGAAUGAUGACCACUUGAAUUACGGGAUAGGAAGCAUGAAGAAUUUGAUGUGGGCGUUGGCCAGUCUUGAAUUCUACGAAUGGCUGGAAGCGCGUUCUAAAUUCGCUCCAAUUUCAAAACAAUAAAACGAAUGGUAAAAGGCAGGAAAAAACCGCUGAUAAUGAAAUUUUGUCCAGGGAUUAUUGCUGCACCCUGUUAAUCGUUUUCUGUACAUGGAAACAACAAUUUGUUAAUACGCAACGAUUUUCAUUUGAAUAAUAGUUUCUUGUAUUUUCUCACUUCAUUGUAUGUGUACGUUUUCUUUUGUUAAUAGUAGCAUUGACGACAAUAGAGGCAUAUCUAUUCAUGCGACCUAAUAAAAUUUGGAAAACAAUACGAAUUCUUCAGUGUGAGAUUUUUCACUAUUGAUUCUCAUUUAAUCAUUGUAUUAUUAGCGGAUUCACGUACAUCAUGGCCUAUCUAUCUGUUUUCUAAAGUAAGAAAUAAAAAAAGAGACAAAAAAAAAAAGAAAAGAGGAUACUUCCUAGUUAUACUUUUUCUAUCAAUUCUUUUUUAUACGAAUAUAAUUAUAACUGUAUUUUCUUAAUUCACUAAUAGCUUAAUUACAGUGCCAUUACCCGAUCUAUGUCUGCCCUUGUUAAACGGCACGUGAUCGAUCGAAAAAUAAAAAGAUAUAUUCAAUUUUUUCCUCCCCUUCCAAUAAAAAGAAACGUUUGAAUUUCCUGCUCUGUCAUGCUUUAUACGUGUUACUUUUUCUCUCUUUAGUGAAAUUGUAUUAAGAUCGUGAAGGUUUAUAUAUAAAUAAUAAGGCGAUACUGUACAUAACAUUGUUGAUAUAAUCUUACUAUUCAUGUAAUAGUCAUAUACAUAUAUUAUAUAUAUAAAACAGAAAAAAGAAAUAAAAA